CUUGGCUUGUUUCGCCAUCUUGGAAAGUGUACAAACAGCCGAAAAAUAGUUUGCGAUUUCCGAUAUUCAGUGAUUUGUGCAUGCUUUGAGGCUCGACAUAGUUCCUAAUGAUGAACCGCCGUGUUGGUCGCGACAGUCGUAGCGCUGAACGAAAUAGCCGUGGUUUUGGUGCCGGAGGUAUCUCCAGUCUGAUGCGCCGUAACGAACGCAAUGGUGGGCGCGUGGAGAAGCGUUUCGAUCGAAUGGAGCGAAAUGGCGAAAACUUGCGCAGCAUACACUGGGAACAGUUGAAUCUGGAGGCGUUUCAGAAAAACUUCUUCCAACCAGCAAGUAGCGUGCUGAACCGUUCCAGGGCCGAAGUGAAUCAGUAUCUUGACAAAAAUGAGAUUACUGUCAUUGGCAAAAAUAUUCCCUCGCCGAUACUACACUUUCACGAGAGUGGCUUUCCGCAGUUUAUGCUCGAUGAAAUUGCACGCCAAGGGUUUCUGGAGCCAACCUUCAUCCAGGCCGUCGGAUGGUCGAUCGCAAUGAGUGGUCGUGAUAUGGUCGGUAUUGCGAAGACUGGCAGUGGAAAAACGUUGGCUUACAUUUUGCCAGCUCUGGUGCACAUUAGUAACCAGCCACGGCUCGCGCGUGGUGACGGACCCAUUGCGUUGGUGCUGGCACCUACUCGAGAGUUGGCCCAGCAGAUCAAGCAGGUUAGCGACGAUUUUGGACGCCGCAUGGGCGUUCACAACACUUGCGUUUUUGGCGGGGCCUCAAAGUAUCCGCAAGAGAGUGAUCUGCGUCGCGGUGUUGAAAUCGUCAUUGCCACACCCGGUCGGUUGAUAGAUUUUCUCGAGGGGGAAAAAACGAAUCUUCGGCGCUGCACGUAUCUUGUGCUGGAUGAGGCGGACCGAAUGCUGGACAUGGGCUUCGAGCCGCAGAUUCGCAAAAUCAUCUCCCAAAUCCGUCCUGAUCGGCAGGUAUUGAUGUGGUCUGCUACCUGGCCGAAAGAGAUCCGCAAGUUGGCCGAGGAAUUCCUUCGCGACUACAUACAAAUCAACAUCGGAUCUCUGAAUCUGGCUGCAAACGAGAACAUUCUGCAGGUGAUCGAGUGCUGCGAGGAGUACGAAAAAGAGAGUCGGCUGUUCAUGCUGCUGGAGAAGAUGUCCACCCAGCACGACAACAAGGCGAUCAUUUUCGUGGAAACGAAACGCAAGGUGGACAAGAUUGUAAACAUUAUUCGUCGCCAGGGAUGGCGGGCGGACGGAAUACACGGUGACAAGUCGCAGAAAGAUCGCGAUUACGUGCUGAAUACUUUUCGUCGUUCGACCAAUGGGCUGCUCGUGGCAACUGAUGUCGCCUCACGUGGUCUAGAUGUCGACGACGUGAAGUUCGUCAUCAAUUUCGACUUCCCCAAUAACACCGAAGACUACGUGCAUCGGAUCGGCAGAACGGGUCGCUCGACGAACAAGGGCACAUCGUACACAUUUUUCACUCCAGCCAAUGCCUCGAAGGCCAGCGACUUGAUCAGCGUCCUGCAAGACGCAAAUCAGUACAUUAACCCGGAGUUACACGAGUACGCUCGCAGUGGCGGUCGGUACCGUGGUGGCGGUGGACGUAUGCGUGGUGGCAGCGGAGGCGGUCGCGAUCGUGGUGGACCACGUGGUGGGCGUAUGGGAGGCAGCCGAUUCAACGACCACAAAUUGAUGGGCGACGUCGGAGGUUUUCGCAAUGGAAGCGAUGACCGUGGACCGAAGUAUCCCCGACGCGAUGAGUUUGGGCGUUCAGAUCACCGGGAUAGCAACACGGCGCGUGCGACUGGCUACGGAAUGGGCGUGUCGAGGGUUGCGAAUGCCAUGGGAUACAUUGUCAAUAACGGUGCCGUACCUUACGCGACAGACGAUCGUGGUUACGGUGGCAGCUAUGUAGGCUCGAGUCAGGCUGGUUACACUAGCGGCGCAUACGCCUCCAGUCCCAGCGUUGGUACGAUGGUAGUUCGGCGCUCGGAAGCAGAUCGUUCGCGAGCACCACCUACUGCGGGCCUCGGGUUGGCUGCGGCGCCCACGAUGCCCGCGGCCGUAGCGUACAGCCAUCCAGGCGUGCCAUUGAAUGGAGCAUAUAUGGCUGCCUAUCAAUAUGCGGCACCGGCUGUCAGUCGCACAGCAGGUUAUCCUCCACGAGGGCCUAUGCCAUCAAUGGCCAACGGUGGAAUGUAGAUAACGAACCCUUUCUUUAGUUUCAGAAUACCACUAACCAGUGGAACUUUUCCCUUGGUGCACUCCUUUAGAGCAGGGGCAUCCAUUGCAUAACUUAUUAUAAAACUAAUAGCUGGAAACUCUGCAUCAGUGGUGAAAUCUCGUCGAAUUUGGGCAGUUCCGUUUGUGCAGCAUCAUUCUUCCUCUCACUUAAUUCAUUCAUUAGGCUCACGUAUCACUUACUGCAUGAUCGUCUCUCCAAGACCCCCCGUGAGACAUGAACAAAAUCAUAAGCACUGAGAAUAAAUGAUAAGAGGGAAAUAUUAGUUUGUACAUCGGUAGAAUUAAUGCAUAUUUUAAAGCCCUUAGAAAUAACAUUUUACAAACAUUCGCAAUGCUAAUCAAUAAACGAUUAUCUUUUAAA
Messenger RNA from Anopheles bellator, 2604 nucleotides. RefSeq lists its product as uncharacterized. Gene Ontology annotation, cellular component: ribonucleoprotein complex; cytoplasm; nucleus. The record is from RefSeq and is a predicted model, not a curated record. The transcript is spliced from 4 exons. NCBI's taxonomy places the organism in Eukaryota, Metazoa, Arthropoda, Insecta, Diptera, Culicidae. Gene Ontology annotation, molecular function: ATP binding; RNA helicase activity; RNA binding. The coding region runs from base 108 to 2201 and encodes 697 amino acids.